Westerdykella ornata is the source of this 3594-nucleotide messenger RNA. RefSeq lists its product as uncharacterized. The coding region runs from base 17 to 3163 and encodes 1048 amino acids. The transcript is spliced from 15 exons. Gene Ontology annotation, cellular component: nucleus; cytoplasm; ribonucleoprotein complex. The record is from RefSeq and is a predicted model, not a curated record. Gene Ontology annotation, biological process: thiamine biosynthetic process; rRNA processing. Lineage: Eukaryota; Fungi; Ascomycota; Dothideomycetes; Pleosporales; Sporormiaceae. Gene Ontology annotation, molecular function: RNA binding; ATP binding; phosphomethylpyrimidine kinase activity.
CUUGUACAUCCAACACAUGACUCCUAAGCGCGUAUUGGUGAUUGCUGGGUCGGACAGCUCUGGUGGAGCUGGCCUUGAGGCUGACCAAAAAGUCAUAGCGGCGCAUGGCUGCUAUGCGAUGACCGCUACAACCGCCCUAACGGCUCAGAAUACACAGGGUGUCUAUGAUAUUCACUAUACACCCCCUGAGUUUCUCCGAAAACAGGUUGAUGCUUGCAUCGAUGACAUUGGGAUCGAUGUGGUCAAGACAGGGAUGCUGGCAUCCGCUGAUGCUAUUCGAGUGGUUGCGGACAGCUUUCGCAGGCAUCAUGUUCAAGUGUCUGUUGUAGAUCCAGUUAUGGUAUCAACGAGUGGCUCACAUCUCUUGCCCGAACACGCCAUCGAGACACUGAUAAGUGAACUGCUCCCGCUUACGACAAUUCUCACCCCAAACUUGCCUGAAGCAAGGCUACUCCUGAAGACGGCUGGGGUGCCCUUCGAAGAACCAGAAGGCGUCGACAGUAUCGUACAGCUUGCUAGAGCUCUCCAACAGCUGGGGCCCAAAUAUGUUCUCCUCAAAGGUGGGCACCUGCCGUUAACCAAAGACAGGCGCGUAUCGAAGAAUGCAGCGGAACACAGAAUUGUUCUGAAUGUUCUCUAUGGGGAGGGAGAAGCCACUCUCAUGGAGACCGAUUACCUAACAUCAAAGAAUACACACGGCACCGGAUGCUCCCUAGCUUCUGCCAUUGCAUCCAACCUAGCUUCGGGGAUGGGAAUGGCUGAGUCAGUCAGGAAAGCGAACAAAUAUGUCGAGGCUGGUAUCAAAGCGAGCGAAGACAUUGGGAAGGGCAGCGGGCCUAUCAACCACUUCCACUCUACCUACACCUUGCCUUUUGUCCCCGACGGUUUCAUCGACUACCUCAUAGAACGAGCAGAUGUCCGAGGCCCCUGGAAGGACUACACGGAGCAUGAGUUCGUGCGGCAGUUGGGGAAUGGCACUCUGCCAGAAGAGAACUUCAAGUACUACUUGAUCCAAGACUACCUAUUCCUCAUUCAGUUCGCUCGUGCCAAUGCAUUGGCUUCGUACAAAGCAAAGACGAUGCUUGACAUAGGUCGCUCGGCCCAACAGAUAGUGAAUAUACAAGAGGAGAUCAAACUCCACAUUGAAAUUUGCAAAGAAUAUGGUUUAUCGAUUGCAGAUAUCGAGAGUCAUGAGGAGGAUCAAGGUAUGAUGCCAAACCCAGUUCUCAAAUAUGUGCUCGACGCUGGACAUUCAGAAGACUGGUUGGCACUUCAGGUUGCGCUACUGCCCUGCCUCAUCGGCUACGGCAGGAUUGCUCGCAGAUUGUAUGACGACCCCAAGACGGCUCGAGAGAGCAGAUAUUGGAAAUGGAUCGAGACAUACGUCUCCGACGAGUAUUGCGAGGCUAUGAGACUGGGUUCGGGCGGCUAUGGAUCGCGCGGCGGCAGCAACGGCUACUCGAACGGGUACGGCACCUCGAGCGGUGGAUAUGGUGCAGCCAACUACCAGUACGACUACAAUCAGUAUGCUUCGUAUGGAUACGGUGGCGGUAGCUCCAACGGUUAUGGAGGUAGCGGCGGAUAUUCCCACGGAUACAGCAAUGGCGGCGGUUACGGGGGAGGCGGUUAUGGCGGCGACAUGCGCGGUGGCGGUGACCGCAUGGGAGCCCUCGGAUCAGGCUUGAAAGAGCAACAUUGGGGUGCGUACAAUGCUCCGCAUUUGUCGACUAAACCUGCUGACAUCCGUUCAGAUCUCGAUGCCCUGCCCAAGUUCGAAAAGUCUUUCUACAAGGAGGAUGAGGCGGUAGCUCGUCGUACACAAGCUGAGGUUGACGCGUUCCGCAAGGAGCAUCAAAUCACGGUGUUCGGCAGGGACGUCCCCAAACCCGUUACAACCUUCGAUGAAGCCGGUUUUCCAGGAUACGUCAUGAAUGAAGUCAAGGCACAAGGAUUCGCCAAGCCUACCGCCAUUCAGUCGCAGGGUUGGCCGAUGGCUUUGUCCGGGCGCGACGUCGUUGGUAUUGCAGAGACCGGUUCCGGGAAGACCCUGACGUACUGCCUUCCCGCCAUCGUUCACAUCAACGCGCAGCCGCUCCUCGCUCCCGGUGAUGGACCCAUUGUUCUCAUCCUGGCGCCGACUCGCGAGUUGGCUGUCCAGAUUCAGCAGGAAAUCAGCAAAUUUGGAAAGUCUUCUCGUAUCCGAAAUACCUGCGUCUACGGCGGAGUGCCGAAAGGCCCCCAAAUCCGCGACCUCGCCAGAGGUGUCGAAGUCUGCAUUGCCACUCCGGGACGGCUUAUCGAUAUGUUGGAGGCUGGCAAGACCAACUUGCGCCGUGUCACUUACUUGGUGCUUGAUGAGGCAGACCGUAUGCUGGACAUGGGUUUUGAGCCGCAAAUCCGCAAGAUCAUCAGCCAAAUUCGCCCUGACCGUCAGACUUGCAUGUGGUCCGCAACAUGGCCCAAGGAGGUCCGACAGUUGGCUGCUGACUUCCAACACGAUUUCAUCCAGGUCAACAUCGGGUCGAUGGAUCUGGCUGCUAAUCACCGUAUCCAGCAGAUUGUAGAAGUUGUUUCAGAGUUCGAGAAGCGUGACAGGAUGGCCAAACAUCUGGAGACGAUCAUGGACGACAAGAAUAACAAGGUAUUGAUCUUUACGGGCACGAAACGUGUCGCCGACGACAUCACUCGAUUCCUCCGCCAAGAUGGAUGGCCUGCAUUGUCCAUUCAUGGUGACAAGCAACAAAACGAACGUGACUGGGUAUUGAACGAGUUCAAGACCGGAAAGAGUCCGAUCAUGGUUGCCACCGAUGUGGCUUCCCGUGGCAUUGAUGUUCGUAACAUCACCCAUGUCCUGAACUAUGACUACCCGAACAAUUCGGAAGACUAUGUUCACCGCAUUGGGCGAACGGGUCGUGCUGGUGCCAAGGGUACCGCCAUCACCUUCUUCACGUCUGACAACGCUAAGCAGGCUCGUGAUCUUGUGGGUAUUUUGCAAGAAGCCAAGCAGCCGAUUGAUCCCAAGUUGCAUGAGAUGGCCCGUUACAACAGCGGUGGAGGCGGCGGCCGAUGGGGUGGACGUGGCCGCGGUGGAGGCGGCCGCGGUGGCGGUAACCGCCCUUGGACUGGAAGCAACACUGCUCCCCUUCGCAACAGCCGAUGGUAGAUGCACUCUUGAUCGAUUGACUGCAUUCUAUUGCGGCAUAUCGACUGAUCACAUCGUGGACUAUAUGUCCCGAAAGUGCUUAACACAUAAUUUCCUUUCCGCGUAGGAUUCCUCAGGCAUAGAUUUCUUUUUCGCUCGCGGACACAGGCACACCAGCGCAGUGGACCAACGCUGAAGGAAUAUGGAGAUACCCAGGUCCGAGUGAGAGUGUCCCGUGCAUGGGUCUGCUCUUCGACAGUAUGAGUUUAUUUGUUAGACUGGCAUCAUGUCUUUUCUUUUCCGUUUGCGGGUACGGUGGGGGCCAGUCACAUUUCCUUUCAUAACAAAUGAGGUCGGGCAUACCCGGCUCUAGGGCACCGAGCUGGAGAAAAAGGCUCCCUGAUAUUAAAAAAUCGUUAAGUUAGUAGUGCGAAAUACAUCAAGUAUAUAUU